Messenger RNA from Xylaria bambusicola, 3707 nucleotides. Its product is annotated as vacuolar protein sorting protein-like protein DigA. Bases 430 to 3246 code for a protein of 938 amino acids. The transcript is spliced from 2 exons. Gene Ontology annotation, cellular component: endosome; HOPS complex. Gene Ontology annotation, molecular function: protein-macromolecule adaptor activity. Lineage: Eukaryota; Fungi; Ascomycota; Sordariomycetes; Xylariales; Xylariaceae. Gene Ontology annotation, biological process: endosome organization; intracellular protein transport; organelle fusion. The record is from RefSeq and is a predicted model, not a curated record.
UUAGCAGUUGCAACCAUACCUACCUUAAGCUAAAUAAUCAGUGUCUCUGCCUUCAUUCGGUGUUUUAAGGAGCCUACUUAGUCAUGACUUGACAUAUGUUGACAUUGGUUGACACCUACAAUUCAUUUCAUUCUUGGAGACAUAAUUCAUGCCUAUGAUGUCACGGCGCGGAUGCCUGAGGCCGCUUCGUUAUAUGCAUACCUACCUAGGUAUACCUACCGUGUACCUGGGCGCCUAGAGACCUACCUAGGUUCUCACCUAGACAGGGCUUUGAAGGUAGUCAGUUACUUACCGACAUACCUAGGUAACCUUCAGAUGCUCACAUUUACUACUUAUUGCUUAUACAAGAGCUCUGGAUUUGCAUCCCCAGACGACUGGGCUUUUGGCGAAGCACCCCAACACUCCAGGAUGCUUACAUAGGUCAUCUCGAUGGCGCUUGACCCGAACGACGGCUUCGCUGCCGCUAAUGGCGUACAGCUCAGCGACGGGAGCUUGCCAAUCUUCGAUAUCGAGCCAGUUCGACUGCAAUUCUCCAUUGCCGCCGAUUUCGUCGCUGCCCAGGUUGCAAAUAACGUUCUUGUUUUGGCUCUCUCGAAUGGGCGCAUACUCCGCAUCGACCUGAACAGGCCCGAAGACAUAGACGAUAUUGACCUCCCCAAACGUGCUUCCGAGGUGGGCGUCAUUUCGCGCAUGUUCCUCGAUCCUACAGCCUCGCACCUCCUCAUUUGUACCUCGUUGGGUGAGAACUACUAUCUACAUACUCAGUCGCGCCAACCACGCCCGCUUGGCCGCUUACGCGGUGUCGCGAUUGAAUCUGUGGCUUGGAACCCUUCACUUCCUACCUCUACAACCCGCGAAAUAUUGAUUGGUGCUUCGGAUGGGAAUAUCUACGAAACUUUCAUCGAGCCCUCUGCCGAAUUUUACCGUAAAGAAGAGAGAUACCUGAAGGCAUUGCACAAACUACCCGACGGACCCAUCACAGGACUAUGGGCUGAUAACCUGGGUGAUAAGGUCGAUGUCAGGAGGGUUGUCAUAUGUACACAGAGUAGACUAUUCCACCUAGUUGGCCGUGUUGGGCGGAGUGGCCAUGAAGGGAGCGGAUCCAUUUACACUAAAUUAUUUGAUAACGAAGAGCCCGUCAUUCAUGAGAUUGCACAGGGCUUAGCAACUGCUCCUUCCGCCCUUGCUAUCUCUCCAGACCCCCCAGAUUCUCCUUCAUACGACGACACAGUGCCAGAUAGAGCUUUUGCUUGGCUAUCAACACAGGGGAUUUACCACGGAAAACUUCUCACCACCUCAAGCGGCAACGACUUAGGGAACAAGGUCUAUGCCGAAGCAAAAUUACUUCCAAGGUCCCACAUUGCAUCAGCUGACACUUCCGGAAGACGUAAAAGCUCUACAGAGGUCAUUGAUGCCAUAGUCUUGACGCAAUGGCACAUAGUCAGUUUGGUCGGCGGUCGUGUUGUAGCGACGAAUCGACUUACAGACUCCCUCACACACGACCAGCAGAUCCUUGAAGACGGACAGAAAGCAUUAGGUCUCUACGUAGACCAACAAAAGAACACCUAUUGGUUGUUUACCUCCCAGGACAUUUUUGAGAUUGUAGUCAGGGACGAAGAUCGUGAUAUCUGGCAGAUUAUGUUGCAGCGGCAACAGUUCGAUACUGCCCUGCAAUAUGCUCAUACUGCUGCUCAAAAAGAUGCGGUAGCGACAGCUUCAGGAGAUUAUUUGGCCGAAAAGGGGCUCUUCAUAGAAGCUGCUGGUGUUUAUGGCAAAAGCAGCAAACCAUUUGAAGAAGUCGCUUUGUCCCUUAUUGACAAUGGCGAAAGCGAUGCGCUCAGAAAAUAUCUACUUACGAAACUCACAACAUACAAGAAAUCUAACGUUAUGCAGAGGGUGAUGAUAGCUACGUGGCUGGUAGAGGUGUUUAUGGCUAAGCUCAAUUCGCUGGACGACACUAUCGCGGUAGAAGCAGAGGCAGCUGACGAUAGACAGACAGCUCAGUCCCACCAGCAGCUUGUUGCAGUCCGAGAAGAAUUUCACAGUUUUGUCGAGAAACACAAAUCCGACCUGGACCGCAGGACAGUUUACGACAUUAUAAGCAGCCACGCGCGCGAGGAAGAACUACUAUUCUUUGCAAACUCCGUCAACGAUUACAACUACGAACUUUCGUACUGGGUCCAAAGGGAAAGAUGGACGGAAGCUUUGAAUGUGCUCAAGAAACAAACAGACCCAGACAUCUUCUAUCGCUAUAGCAGUGUGCUCAUGACACAUGUAGCCAACGAACUUGUGGAAAUCCUAAUGCGACAUACAAAACUAGAGCCUAGAAAGAUCAUCCCAGCUCUACUGGAUUACAACCGAAACUUCAGCGGCGCGCUAUCCCAGAAUCAAGCCCUUCGAUAUCUUCAAUACAUCAUAAACCAACUUCAAUCUACGGAUGCUGCUGUACACAACACACUUGUUUCCAUAUAUGCUUCUCACGAAUCUAAAGCUGAGUCUGGACUGCUUGCAUAUCUUCAAUCACAGGGUGACGAGCCUAACUUUGACCCUGACUUCGCACUUCGCUUAUGUAUACAGCAUAAGCGAACUCUAUCCUGCGUCCACAUUUACACCAGCAUGGGACAGUACGUCCAGGCUGUAGAUCUUGCUCUUUCUCACAAUGAGAUUGAGUAUGCAUCUAUUAUCGCAGAUCGGCCAACUACAGACCCACCAUUGAGGAAGAAGCUGUGGCUUGCCGUGGCACGCAAGGUGAUAUCUCAGUCAAACGGGAUCAAAGCAGCUAUCGAGUUCCUUAAACGGUGCGACCUUUUGAAGAUAGAAGACUUGAUACCUUUUUUCCCUGACUUUGUAGUGAUUGACGACUUCAAAGAGGAGAUCUGUGCUGCUUUGGAGGAUUAUUCACAUAAUAUUGAUGCUUUAAAGAAGGAAAUGGACGAAAGUUCUCAAACGGCAGCCAAUAUCAAAAUAGAUAUUGCGGCCCUUGAUCACCGCUACGCAAUUGUCGAGCCCGGCGAGAAGUGUUAUGUAUGCAGUCUACCUCUUCUCAGCCGGCAGUUUUUUGUUUUCCCCUGCCAACACGCAUUCCAUUCCGAUUGUCUAGGUCGCAAGGUUCUUGAACAGGCCGGUGUGAGCAAAAGUCGCCGCAUCAAAGAGUGCCAGAUCUCUAUCAGUAAAGGUCUCGUCAGUGGUCCUCAGAAGGAUGCUAUGGUCGCAGAACUCGAUGCUCUUGUGGCCUCUGCAUGGUGAGUGCCCGUUUCUCACAGCCGUUACCGUGGCUCUUGACAGAGAAUUGUCUCAGGCUAUCAAAGAACAGUGUUUGCUAAUGAGAUUGUAGUAUUCUGUGUAGCGACUACGCAAUCAAGAGAAUCGACGAUCCUUUUAUCGGCCCGGAUGACGAUGUACAUGAGUGGACCUUGUAACACGUAUAUACAAUUUCGACUAGCAGCGCCGUGGAACGUGUCACGGUGCUAUCAUGCAAAGAUAGUUCAACUAAGCGAUAGCAAUAUUGGUAGAGUGUCAGCUAAUUAACGCAUGUAGGGGAAGGACGAGGCAUGAUGAUGAUGAUGGUAGCAUUCUAGGUUUCGCAACCUUGAGAUUUAUGUAGAUACCCAUCAGUUGCUAGGGGUCAUUGUUUUCGAUUGAUAUCUGAAGAUGUGUAGCUAGGCAAGUGAUCAAUACUAUUCUAACGGGUGGUUUUGCUUACACUU